Protobothrops mucrosquamatus (brown spotted pit viper) is the source of this 1917-nucleotide messenger RNA. Its product is annotated as matrix metalloproteinase-9. Lineage: Eukaryota; Metazoa; Chordata; Lepidosauria; Squamata; Viperidae. The record is from RefSeq and is a predicted model, not a curated record. Gene Ontology annotation, molecular function: metalloendopeptidase activity; zinc ion binding. Gene Ontology annotation, cellular component: extracellular matrix. Gene Ontology annotation, biological process: proteolysis; collagen catabolic process; extracellular matrix organization.
GACGCGGUCGGCGGCAUGACGGACCGCGAAGUCGCCGCCCGCUACCUCCAGCGUUACGGGUACUUGACGGCGACCAACCCCGGCGGGCAGGUGAAGCUGGAGACCCCGCUCAGGGCGAUGCAGAAGCGGCUGGGCUUGCCGGAAACAGGGGCAGUGGACGCCCCCACCCUGGCGGCCAUGCGGGCGCCCCGCUGCGGAGUCCCGGACGUCGGGCACUUCCAGACCUUCCAGGGCGACCUCAAGUGGGACCACACAGACCUCACCUACCGGGUGGUCAACUACUCCCCCGACCUGGACCGCUCGGUCAUCGAAGACGCCUUUGCCCGGGCCUUCAAGGUGUGGAGCCAGGUGGCGCCGCUCACCUUCACCCGCCAGGAGGAAGGGGAGGUGGACAUUCUCAUCCAGUUUGGGACCGGAGAGCACGGUGACGGCUACCCUUUUGAUGGCAAGGAUGGGCUUCUCGCCCACGCCUUCCCUCCUGGCAAAGACCGGUUCAGCGGAGAUGCCCAUUUUGACGACGACGAGUUCUGGACGCUGGGCAAGGGCCUCGUGGUGAAGACCUACUACGGGAAUGCCAACGGGUCCUCCUGCCGCUUCCCCUUCACCUUUGAGGGCAAAAGCUACUCCUCCUGCACGACCGAAGGGCGAGAGGACGGGCUGCCCUGGUGUGCCACCACCGCCAACUUUGACCGCGACAAGAAAUACGGCUUCUGCCCCAGCGAACUCCUCUUCACCUACGACGGGAACAGCAACGGGGACAAGUGCGUUUUCCCCUUCGUCUUCGAUGGCAAAUCCUACCAGGGCUGCACCACCGAUGGGCGCACGGACGGCUACCGCUGGUGCGCGACCACCGCCAACUUUGACCAGGACAAGAAAUACGGCUUCUGCCCGAAUAGAGACACGGCCGUGAUUGGAGGGAACUCCCAGGGCGACCCCUGCUCCUUCCCCUUCAAGUUCCUGGGCAAGACGUACAGCAGCUGCACCUCCGAGGGACGCAGCGACGGGAAACUCUGGUGCGCCACCACCGGCGACUACGAUGCAGACAAGAAGUGGGGCCUUUGCCCUGACCAAGGUUACAGCCUCUUCCUGGUUGCGGCGCACGAGUUCGGCCACUCGCUGGGCCUGGAGCACUCCAGCAUCCGGGAAGCCCUGAUGUACCCCAUGUACACCUACCUGGCCGACUUCCAGCUGCAUUCGGACGACGUGGCCGGAAUCCAGUAUCUCUAUGGCCGAGGAUCAGGCCCUCAGCCCACGGUGCCCAGCCCCCCUUCUCAGGCCCCCACAGAAGCUGGGGACGACGAUGGCUCUUCCGUGACGGAGACCCCCGCGGUGGACGGCCAGAGUAGCGCCUGCCGCGUGGAGCGCUUCGAUGCGGUGGGCGAGAUCCAGAAACUGCUGCACUUCUUCAAGGACGGGCAAUACUGGCGAAAGUCGGGCACCGGGGCCGGACCCCUCCAGGGCCCCCUGCGGAUCCAGAGCACCUGGCCGGCCCUCCCAGACGUGAUUGACGCGGCUUUCCAGGACCCUCUGACCAAGAAGCUCUUCUUCUUCUCAGGCCAGCGCUUCUGGGUGUACCAGGGGACGGGGUGGUCGGCCCUCGGAGCCUGGACAAGCUGGGCAUCGGGAGUGACGUGGCCAAGAUCGGGCAGCCUGGUCCGGAGGCAGGGGAGGGUCCUGCUCUUCAGCGGAGAUCAGUUCUGGAGGCUGGAUGUGAAGAAGGAGAAGGUGGACAAGGGGUUUCCCCGCUAUCUGGACAGCCUCUUUCCCGGGGUCCCCAUCGAUGCUGACCUGGUCUUCCAGUACAAGGGCCGGUUCCACUUCUGCCGCCACCCCUUCUGCUGGCAAAUGACCCCCCGGUAUCAGGUGAACCGGGUGGGCUACUUCAAGCAGGACGUCCUGAAGUGCCCUGAACAAUGA